This is a messenger RNA of Sarcophilus harrisii (Tasmanian devil), 1388 nucleotides long. RefSeq names its product C-X-C motif chemokine ligand 13 (gene CXCL13). Lineage: Eukaryota; Metazoa; Chordata; Mammalia; Dasyuromorphia; Dasyuridae. The transcript has 4 exons. Gene Ontology annotation, biological process: inflammatory response; chemokine-mediated signaling pathway; neutrophil chemotaxis. Gene Ontology annotation, molecular function: CXCR chemokine receptor binding; chemokine activity. The record is from RefSeq and is a predicted model, not a curated record. Gene Ontology annotation, cellular component: extracellular region. Bases 86 to 400 code for a protein of 104 amino acids.
UUCAGAUCCAGAUGCAGAUCCAGACUGUGAAUCCAGUCUGACUCUUACUCCUCCUCCUCCUCCUCUUCUCCCUGGUCAAGCCAGAAUGAAAUUCACUGUUGCCUCCAUGGUCCUGGUUCUGAUGAUGUCUAUCAGUAUCUUUUCAGUGCAAGGUAUUCUAGAAACCAAUGAUGCUAACCACAAGUGCAGGUGCCUGAAAAUGUCGGAAGGUGUCCCUCUGUCAAUAAUUAAGACACUAUCUAUUUCACCACCUACCAGAGGUUGCCGGAAUUCAGAAAUCAUAGUCACAUUGAAAUCCGGGAAGAAAACAUGUAUGGAUCCAAAGAACAAGUGGUUAAAUUUUAUCUUAAAACAUUUUAAAAGAAACAAGUCUACUACACGAAAUCUGAAUAUUCAGUGACAACGCCAAGAUUCUAAAUAAGAUCAUCUGGACUUGCCUUCCUGUUGUGAAUCCUCAUUUCUUUUAUUAAUUGUUUUUGUUCUGAUUUCAGUUCUCUUUUUAGGCACUUUCUUCCUAGAAACAAAUAGCCAAAAUGAUCUUUCUGUAGCAAUCCAGCAACAUAUUAGCUUUUCUCUAAGUGCUUGAUUUCUAUAUCCUUGGUCAACAUUAGUAAAUAAACUUAUCAGAAAUAUUUAAGGUUCUUUCAUAUCAAGGCUACACCCAUUUUCAACUAAUCUUGGAAAUAAGGCUAACCCAAUUCUCACACUAAGAUUUUCCUCUAAAUGAAAGGGUAGCUUCGACAUAACUCACACUGGAGCAGCUAUCAUGAGUUAGGAAGGGGAGCAAGGGGAUUUUUUCUCCACCUGCAGAUUUCUAAAAUUACUAGGAGAGAAAGCUGCCCAGGAAAUUCACAUAAUUUCAAAUGGAAUAUCUGGAUAGAGUCAUGUGCAAGUAAACCUUUUGGGUACACAUUAAGGAAAAAGAAUUGGAACUUGGUGACCCUAAAGAUUCCUUGCACCUUAAUAAACUGUAACAAAGGAACGCCAAAUGUUGGUCCAUGUUAUGCUGCUAACAUUGACAGUAUGCCAGAAGCUGUGUGGCAAUACAUACUUAGAGUAAAAUCCCACCUUUUAUGGUUACUCCCUGUGUAAACUUAAAUAAGUCGCCAAGCUCAAAAGAUGUCAAAUCACUCAUUUCUAAAUGGUAAGGAAUUGGAUGAAAUAGCCCCAGAUGGUCUUUUCCAAUCCUAUUUCUAGCAUGUUUCAAAGAAACACCCAGAAUCAAACCCAAAGCAAUCAGGAUUAUUUACAGCUAAGCUUGCUUUACAGAUCUCUUGCCUUCUGGAAUGUGUUAUGUUUCAAAAAGUAAACAAUUUUGAACAUAAAUGUAUUUUCCUAAAGAGUAUCACUCAUGUACUGUUCUUCAAUAAAUACAAAUAGCUGUUUUA